Mesoplodon densirostris (Blainville's beaked whale) is the source of this 1773-nucleotide messenger RNA. RefSeq names its product SH3 domain containing GRB2 like, endophilin B1 (gene SH3GLB1). Gene Ontology annotation, biological process: membrane organization. The record is from RefSeq and is a predicted model, not a curated record. Lineage: Eukaryota; Metazoa; Chordata; Mammalia; Artiodactyla; Ziphiidae. The transcript has 9 exons. The coding region runs from base 329 to 1426 and encodes 365 amino acids. Gene Ontology annotation, molecular function: protein binding. Gene Ontology annotation, cellular component: membrane; cytoplasm.
UUGGGGACCCUGACUUUCACGGCCGGGUGACCCGGUCGUCCUCUGCAGGCCCACCGCGGCCCCUACCGACGUUAGUGGCAGCACUCCCGGCGGGACAGGCCCUGUGUCUCGGCCGCCGCUGCCUGGGCGCGCGGCCGGCUCCGAGGCGCUAGUUCUCUCCCUUCGCCCCACCCUCUCUCUCCCCCUUCACGGAAACGACAGCUGCGGCGGCGGGACUGGCGCCGCCUCCCUCCACCUACCACGUCUGCCCCCGCCACUCGCCCGGCGCCCCAGCCCGGCCGCGGCGCCUCAGCCUCCCCACUAGGUCAGCCGCCGGCUGCCUCCCAGGAUGAACAUCAUGGACUUCAACGUGAAGAAGCUGGCGGCCGACGCGGGCACCUUCCUCAGUCGUGCAGUGCAGUUCACAGAAGAAAAGCUUGGCCAGGCAGAGAAGACAGAAUUGGAUGCUCACUUAGAGAACCUCCUUAGCAAAGCUGAAUGUACCAAAAUAUGGACAGAAAAAAUAAUGAAACAAACUGAAGUGUUAUUGCAGCCAAAUCCAAAUGCCAGGAUAGAAGAAUUUGUUUAUGAGAAACUGGAUAGAAAAGCUCCAAGUCGUAUAAACAACCCAGAACUUUUGGGACAAUAUAUGAUUGAUGCAGGGACUGAGUUUGGCCCUGGAACAGCUUAUGGUAAUGCCCUUAUUAAAUGUGGAGAAACACAAAAACGAAUUGGAACAGCAGACAGAGAGCUGAUUCAAACAUCAGCCUUAAAUUUUCUCACUCCUUUAAGAAACUUUAUAGAAGGAGAUUACAAAACAAUUGCUAAAGAAAGGAAACUAUUACAAAAUAAGAGACUGGAUUUGGAUGCUGCAAAAACCAGACUAAAAAAGGCAAAAGCUGCAGAAACUAGAGCAUCAUCUGAACAGGAAUUAAGAAUAACUCAAAGUGAAUUUGAUCGUCAAGCAGAGAUUACCAGACUUCUGCUAGAGGGAAUCAGCAGUACACAUGCCCAUCACCUCCGCUGUCUGAAUGACUUUGUAGAAGCCCAGAUGACUUACUACGCACAAUGUUACCAGUACAUGUUAGACCUCCAAAAGCAACUGGGAAGUUUUCCAUCCAUUUAUCAUUGUAACAACAACCAGACUUCUGUGGCACCUGUACCAUCUGCUUCAUCAAACGUGAUUGGUUCUUCUGCCUUGACUUCAACAAGUGGCCUAGUAAUCACCUCUCCUUCCAACCUCACUGACCUUAAGGAGUGCAGUGGCAGCAGGAAGGCCAGGGUUCUGUAUGAUUAUGAUGCUGCAAACAGUACUGAAUUAUCACUUCUGGCAGAUGAGGUAAUCACUGUUUUCAGUGUCGUUGGAAUGGAUUCAGACUGGCUAAUGGGGGAAAGGGGAAACCAGAAGGGCAGGGUGCCAAUUACCUACUUAGAACUGCUCAAUUAAAUAGAUGGACUAUGAAAAGAUACACCGUAUUUAUAUACAAUUAACUCUUAAUAAAGCAGGCUUAAGUAUCUUUCAUGUUAAUGUCUUAAGAGACUGAAAAGAAAAUACUAGCCAUCAGAAACUGGCCUUUCUGCCAAUAAAAUUGCAUGGUAAAUAUUUCAUUACAGAAUUUAUGUUAAAGCUUUCAUGCCAAGAAUGUUUUCUUACAAAAUUCUCUUUCUACUGAGGUUUCACUAAUAAGUAGCUUCUACUUUUGAGCCCCAACUUAAAGCAUAACUGUUUUCUACUGAAUUUUUCAUUAAUGGCAAGCUUUUUCUUUUACAUAAAAUAAAUUUAUUGUGAAUUGA